GGGACGGGCGGGCGGCCGCCGCUUUCAUCUCGCGCGGGCUCGCUGUCCGGAGCGCGGCCCAGCUGAGGAGAGUCGCGCGGCGCCGCUCUUUCCGCCCGUCGCCGUUUUUCGCCCGCCGUCAUGUCCGCGCCCGCGUCCGGCCCCCUGGGCAGCGAGCUGGCGGAGGCCGUGGCCCAAGCGCGGCUCUUGGUGGUGGGGGCCGGAGGCAUCGGCUGCGAGCUCCUCAAGGACCUGGUGCUCACCGGCUUCAGCAACAUCGACGUGAUUGAUUUGGAUACUAUUGAUGUCAGCAAUCUCAACAGGCAGUUUUUGUUUCAAAAGAAACAUGUUGGAAGAUCAAAAGCGCAGGUUGCCAAGGAAAGCGUGUUACAGUUUUAUCCAGAAGCUAAUAUUAUAGCUUACCAUGAUAGCAUCAUGAACCCUGACUAUAACGUAGAGUUCUUCCGCCAGUUUACGUUGGUUAUGAAUGCUCUGGAUAACAGAGCUGCCCGUAACCAUGUGAACAGGAUGUGUCUGGCUGCUGAUGUUCCUCUUAUCGAGAGCGGAACUGCAGGCUACCUUGGUCAAGUAACAGUUAUUAAGAAGGGAGUGACAGAGUGUUAUGAAUGUCAUCCUAAACCAACUCAGAAGACUUUUCCAGGCUGCACAAUCCGUAACACUCCAUCAGAACCUAUCCAUUGCAUUGUGUGGGCCAAGUAUUUGUUUAAUCAGUUGUUUGGAGAAGAAGAUGCUGAUCAAGAAGUCUCUCCUGACAGAGCUGAUCCUGAAGCUGCCUGGGAGCCAGCAGAAGCAGAAGCCAGAGCACGAGCCUCAAAUGAAGAUGGUGAGAUUAAACGUGUUUCAACUAAGGAGUGGGCUAAAUCAACUGGAUAUGAUCCAGUUAAGCUUUUUACCAAGCUUUUCAAAGAUGACAUUAGAUAUUUGCUAACAAUGGAUAAGCUGUGGAGGAAAAGAAAGCCUCCAGUGCCACUGGAUUGGGCUGAAGUACAAAAUCAAGAGAAAAAUGUACCUGACCAACAAAAUGAAUCCUCCUCAGUUUUGAAAGAUCAGCAGGUUCUCGAUGUCAAGAGCUAUGCACACUUAUUCUCAAAGAGUGUUGAAACCCUGAGACUUCACCUGGCUGAGAAAGGUGAUGGAGCAGAGCUUAUAUGGGAUAAGGAUGACCCUUCUGCAAUGGAUUUUGUCACUUCUGCUGCAAACCUCAGGAUGCAUGUUUUCAGUAUGAAUAUGAAGAGCAGAUUUGAUAUCAAGUCAAUGGCAGGAAAUAUUAUCCCAGCUAUAGCUACUACUAAUGCAAUAAUAGCUGGUCUGAUAGUGUUGGAGGGUUUGAAGAUUUUAUCGGGAAAAAUAGAUCAGUGUAGAACGAUUUUUUUGAACAAGCAGCCAAAUCCCAAAAAGAAGCUGUUGGUUCCUUGUGCUUUGGAUCCACCAAAUCCUAACUGUUACGUAUGUGCAAGUAAGCCAGAAGUGACUGUGAGACUUAAUGUACACAAAGUUACUGUGCUCACACUCCAGGACAAGAUAGUGAAAGAAAAAUUUGCUAUGGUAGCACCGGAUGUACAGAUAGACGAUGGAAAGGGAACUAUUCUUAUCUCUUCAGAAGAAGGAGAAACAGAAGCAAAUAACCACAGGAAAUUAUCAGACUUUGGAAUUCGAAAUGGCACUCGACUACAAGCAGAUGAUUUCCUCCAGGAUUAUACUCUGUUAAUCAAUGUGCUUCAUAGUGAAGACCUAGAAAAAGAUGUAGAAUUUGAAGUUGUGGGUGACACCCCUGAAAAAGUUGGCCCUAAGCCAUCAGAACCAACAGCCAAAAACAUUACCAAUGGUAGCGAUGACGGAGCACAACCUUCAACAUCAACAGCUCCAGAUCAAGAUGAUCUAUUUAUUAUUGAUUCUGAAGAUGAAGGCCAUUCAAGUAAUGCUGAUGAUACAGAAAAUAAGAGCCGCAAGAGAAAACUAGAAGAUAAAGAGUGCAUCAGUACAAAGCGAGUGCGUAUGGAGCAGACAGAAGAGCAAGAUGAAAUUAUAGCUUUAGACUGAACACGCAGAUGUUGUUUGACAAAAUGAUUGAGUUAAUGUAAUGCAGCAACAGCAUAUUAUUUGGGGAUGUGAAAAAUGUCCAGAACUAGACUAAUUGUAAGGCUUUUGUUCUGAGGAAAUACCAAACCAUUGGCUUAAAUAAUUUUUGUCUGUUUCUCUUGAUGAUAAAGCUGUCAUCUCAAUAGAGUCUUCUAGAAGUUUUUCCAUAUUGAAUUCCAUAUAUUAAAUGUAGUAGAAACAUAGUUUUUAAAUACUUGCAGAUAAGUAUUUACUUAAACAGUCAUGAAAAAAAGCAUGUUAUUUUUGUGUAAAUACCUUAUAAGUAUAAUUCAGUAGGACAAAAAAAAACUACUCUGGUUUAGUAAAGGGUCAUCACUUGAUGCCUAGAUUUGUAAGUACCUAAAUUUUUUCUUUUGCUUGAAGAAAAGUAUUUUUAGUCUAGUCCUAAACAUUUUUCAUACUCUGAACAAGGAGAGAAUUCACUAAAGGAAAUUAGUGCCAUGUUUUAACAGUGUUCUUAAACUUUAACUGGCACUGUGUACAUUACUGUAAAACUGUUAAUUUACUCAAGUUUUUCAGCUCGUACUGCCUGGUAUGUCAAUGUAAGAAGCAAAUUUUUUGUGUAUUGUUACAGUUUCUGGUUAUUUAUAUUUGAUGUUUUGUAAACUCAGAUAUUACUACUAUACUGUACAUCUGACGGACCAAAUAAAUGACAUCUGAAGUACUUGCUAUAUAUGCUUGCACAGUCCAAGUGUAUGCUGAUUUAUGGGAUUUUAAAAUGUAUAGCCUUCAAAAAUUACUGUACUAUUUUCAUUUUUCUAAACAUAACCUAGUAGUACAGAACUUAAGCUUCACUUGUUUGAGGUGAAAGGGGAAUUUUUUUAAUAAAACCUUUGUGAAUGUUUUUUUUUCCCUUGGA
Molecule: messenger RNA, 2959 nt
Organism: Phasianus colchicus (ring-necked pheasant)
Lineage: Eukaryota; Metazoa; Chordata; Aves; Galliformes; Phasianidae
Gene: UBA2
Product: ubiquitin like modifier activating enzyme 2
Biological process (GO): protein sumoylation
Cellular component (GO): cytoplasm; SUMO activating enzyme complex
Molecular function (GO): SUMO activating enzyme activity
Source: RefSeq, a predicted model, not a curated record